UUUUAUUUUUAAACAAAAAUUUGUGUGCCCAUUAACGAUCACCGUUUGCUCCAUAGCAUAGGGAGCACUACCGGUCCAGUAGAUCAUUAGCCGUGUUGGUAUUGUGUCGUUGGAUAAAAAAACGCGGCGGUUUCGGCUAAUAUAUAAAUAUAACUUUAUACGACGUUACGGCAAACAUUCACUUGUGGCAUAUAUAAUAUAAAAGGCUAACAUAUAGCUAAAUUUAUUUAUAAAUACUAGCUAAUAUAACAAAACUGCCUAAUUUUAUCUAAAAAAGUAAUAAUAGUUAGUGCAAAAAAGUGUGUGAGAAUUGUUAAAACAGGUGCGGUAAAUCGAAAGGGAAAGGUUGCGGUGAAAUAUGUCGGGUGAUGUGCAGCCGCGUAAGCGAAAGGAUAAGAAAAAGAGACGUGAUGGGCUCGAUCGUAAAUCGGAGGGUGAACUAUCUUUCUCGCGUCAUUCAAGCUUUGAAGAUGAUGAGUCUUCGCAUGGCGUGCACAUCACCAAGAUGGGCACCGAAGAUGUACACUUCCAUGUGCAGCAUGAACACGGUACUGGCGGCCAUUGGUGUGCGAAGAUAUUCUUCUUUUCACUAUUAGCCAUUCUCUUUGGACUCGUUGGCUUGAUAAUAUUGGAGAAUCGCGGCAUAUCUGAUUUGGACACACCUUUGUCAGAGUCACGUUUCUCAAAUUAUUUCGACGGCUGGGUGGAUGAGAGUCGGCAAGAGCACGACGAUCACGAUCCCGUGCAGGCGUCAAUAGAAGAACAUGACGAGCACGACGAACCGUUCGAAGAGGAGGAAGAUCACUCUGAAUUGGAUGAAGAUGCCGAUGAAGAGCAUGACGAUGAUGAUGAUGAGCAAGAGGAGGCAGAAGAUGAAGAUGCCACAACGGAACAAACAAAAGAAGAAGAAGAUGAUGAUGAAGAGAGAGAUGAAGAUAACGAUAAUGAGGAUGAAGAUGAAGAUGACGAAGAAGAUGCAACUCAAGAGGCUACAGUUGAACAAAGUAACGAAGCGGAAGAGAAUGAAGAUGAUGAUAAUGAUGUUGAUAAUGUCAGCAAAAAUGAGGGGGAAGAGGAUGACGACGAGGAAGACGAGAAUGUAACACAAGAAGCAACAAAAGAAGAAGAAGAAGAUGAUGAUGAUGAAGCAGAUGAUAAUGAUGAAGAUGAGAAUAAUACGAAUGAGAAAACCGUCGAAGUUAGUCAAGAAGCGAAUGACGACGAUGAUAAUGAUAAUGAAGCCGACGAAAAUGAUAGCAAUGCUAAUGCGGCCGAUGACGAUGAUGAUGACGCUGAAGACGAUGAUGAUAAUAGUGUGGAACCCAUCUAUGAGCGUUCCACUCAACAAACCAGUCAACAUUCAGCUGGCAAUAGCGCUGCUGCAGACGAUGAUGAUGAUGCUUUUGAUGAGGAAGACGAUGAUGAUGAUGAUGAGACUAACGACUCAGUAGAGAAUGUUGUCGACAAUGAUGCUGAGGAGCUCUUGUUGUUACAACAAAAAGCGCGACAACAAGCAGCAGAGGCUGCCAAAAAUGCGCCUAACUCUGCAGAGCAGAAUGAUAAAGACGACUCAGCUGAAGCGGUGCCAUCUUGGGCCUCAUCUCUUGCGGUUAAAUUUGGCGUCGGUGUGGCACUCGCGCUAGUUGCACGCCUUGUAUUGAUUAGGAAUAAUCCAAAUACAAUCAUUGAAAUGUUUAAGAUUUUAUACGCAUAUUAUAUUUUGCGCCAUUAUGAGGAACCUUCACCGGAGGUGAUAAUGAAGCGUCGCCUAACAAUCGCAACUGCGGAGGACACUUACGACAACGAUGAGGAGGAGCCACCACUGCUAGAUGAUGGCGAGUACUCUGAAGAAGAAAUCGAAAUCGAAGAGGAAUACGAAUAUGAAGAGGAUGAAGAAAUCGAAUUACCUGAAGACCUUGACGACAAUCUAUCAGCCUUGGCCGGCGAAUAUAUACCGGAAACUUUUGAGCAAUUAAAUAGUCUCUAUCGUUCACAUCUCAGCGAACCGGAUUCGGGUGCAUCCAGCUCAAAUCCACAACGUGUUGAAGAAGUGAGAGAUCAACGUUUUGUUGCGAAGAAACAGCCAGCAGUAUUCAAUGCACCACCACCGCCAACCACAACUGAUAAAUCAUACAAGAAGGUAUCACCAUUUACCGCAACUACAACAACAACAGCAACAGCACAAUCAUUUACGCCAACUUUAAAACAAACACAAUCACCAACAACAACAACAACAAGCAGCACGAAAGACGAAACUAUAAAACGAAAUCCAAAUUUUAAUACCACAACAACAAAACCAACAACGGCUGCUGAUCUAUACUCUGCGAAAAGCAAUAUCAAACAAUACAUACCGGAUUCACCAAAAACGACAAAACACGAAGUUACACACGAUUUGGACUAUCAACCCGAUGAAGAGGAUAUCGAUUAUGAUGAUGAUGAAGAUGUUGAAGGUGUUGAUGAUGAUGGUGUUGGUGGCACAUAUACGCGCGAUAUAUUAGACGAUACAGACGAAGAGGAUGAGGUAGAUGAAGAUGAGGAUGAAGAAGAAGACGAUGAUCUUUUAGAUGAUGAGGAUAUUUCAGAUGUUGAUGACACUGAACUCAUGAAUAGAUUAGAGGCAAAAUAUGGCCGUUUGCCGGCUAAAGAAUACGAGAGCGAUGAAGAUCCAGACGAUCCAACAUGGACACAAAUCAAACCAAAGGAAGAAUUAGGUGGUGGACCCCAAGCUCAAAACGAUGAUUUCGAUUCGUAUGAACAUGAGCUGCGUCGCGCAAACGAAGAUAUAAUGCGAGAGAAUUACGCAAUCGCCGUUAAGCGUUUCGCCGAACUCGUACAACGUUUUCCCGACCGACCAGCGGUAUUUCUCGGACAAGCGACGGUGCUCGAUAAGCUGUCGGAGCGUCAGCGUAGCAACACAUUGCUGACACAAGCACUGUUGGCGUACAAGCGUUAUUUUGCGCUGGGCAACGCCGUCACCGAUCAUGCGCAGUUUCGCGCCACCGCUGAGCGCUGCAUCGAGCGCAUGCGCUUCAUGGGUCACCACAUGCAGGCGGUGCCCAUACAUCUGCAGCUGAUCGCACGCUUUAUCAAUGAACCGGAUGUGCGAAAUCAAUUGGCCAUCACUUUCCUGCUGCAAAAUCGUUUAAGCGACGCCAAGCUGGUGCUGCAGGAAGUAUUGCGCCGUUGGCCCAAGGACGGUUUUGCGCAGGUGCACUAUGGUUUCGUUCUGCGUCAGCUGGAUAAGGAUUACAAGAAUGCCGUUAUUUACUUGCGUGCGGGCAUCAAAUCGAAAGCGCCAGGCACACAGGAUGGUCGUUUCUACUUCAAUCUGGGCGAUUCGCUGCAACGUCUUGGUCGCCAAGCUGAAGCCGUUGAAGUGUAUAAACGCGGCGCAGCGCUCAAGCUAUUUCCGUCCGUCUACCAGCGUUCACUGUACAAUGAGCCGGAUUUGCGUGCCCAGCCCUACUGGACCAAAGUGGAGACCACUUACGCGGUAUAUCUGAAUCAAUUGGAACGUAAUUGGCGCGCGAUACGUGAUGAAGCGUUAAGCUUGUUGGGUAGGCGUGGCAAUUAUCUCGACGAGACGGAAAGUUUGCGUGAUACCGGUGAUUGGCAGCAAUUCGAGUUGUAUUCACGUGGUCAGCGGCGCGUGCAGAAUUGUCAGAAAGCGCCAAUAACAUGUGGACUUAUUGAGAAAUUUACAGCGGCAGCGGGCUGUCGACGUGGUCAAGUUAAAUUCAGUAUCAUGCAACCGGGCACGCAUGUUCAUGCUCACUGUGGACCGACGAAUUGCCGUUUACGUGCCCACCUGGGUCUGGUUGUGCCGCCAGGACCACGCUUGCGUGUGGCUGAGGAAGAGCGCACUUGGAAUGAGGGUGAAUUUUUGAUAUUCGACGAUAGUUUCGAACAUGAAGUAUGGCAUAACGGUACUAGUUUACGACUCGUGCUGAUUAUCGAUGUCUGGCAUCCAGAUUUGAGCGAAAUAAAACGGCGUACACUGUCAGCGAUUUGAUCGGAAAGUAGUUGUUGUGGCCGUAAAAAGUUCCUGUUCGCACUACACCAAAUAGAUUGAAACGUAUAAUUAAUUUUUAGAACAAAAAAAAAAAAAAUAAAAAAAUGCUUUUUAUUGCGGCUUUUAUAAAUAGCUUAUUAGCACCUAGGCUAUCACACUUGCUAACACGCUAACUAAUUUCGUAAUUGCAGUUAAGUUGAACUUUCCUUACUAAAAUGUGAAUUAAUAUAGUUUAUGUUAAAAGCGUAAAAAUGUAACUCAAAGGUAUAGUUUUAAGAACACUUAGAAGUCAUUAUGGUUUAAAUUUGGUUAGGAGAGAAUCUCUAGGCGACAUGCUGAUACUUUUGUUACUUAAAUGAAGAGUUCUAGGUUACUUAUUUUCUUUUUUUAGUUUUUAUAUUAAUUUUCUGAAAUAA
Molecule: messenger RNA, 4428 nt
Organism: Zeugodacus cucurbitae (melon fly)
Lineage: Eukaryota; Metazoa; Arthropoda; Insecta; Diptera; Tephritidae
Gene: Asph
Product: serine-aspartate repeat-containing protein F
Exons: 14
Coding region: 359-4012 (1217 amino acids)
Biological process (GO): peptidyl-aspartic acid hydroxylation
Cellular component (GO): endoplasmic reticulum
Molecular function (GO): peptidyl-aspartic acid 3-dioxygenase activity; protein binding
Source: RefSeq, a predicted model, not a curated record